ACAAAAAUACCUAAACCACAGCUGAGCGCCGGGCAUAACCAGGACAUAGUAAAUCCAGAGUGCGCUGGAUGUCAUGCCGUCGAGGGAGUAUGCUACGAUAUGAAUGAUGAUGGCAUUGGAGAUGGAUGUCGUUGUCCGGUGGAUCGGACACAUUCAUCAACUGUGGAUUCAGACAGCCAACCAUACGAGAGCCCCACAAAACACCAUCAGCAAUCAAGUUUGAGUUCGCCGUGUACGAGGAAACAA
Molecule: messenger RNA, 246 nt
Organism: Opisthorchis viverrini
Lineage: Eukaryota; Metazoa; Platyhelminthes; Trematoda; Opisthorchiida; Opisthorchiidae
Exons: 1
Source: RefSeq, a predicted model, not a curated record